AGCCUUCUAACUCUGUACAGUACAUUUGCCCUCGUGUGUUGUCGACGCGGCGUUGACGUAAUCAUCAAUCGACUGUCGAGUGCGUAUCUUCCGGCUGUAUAAGCUCAUAGACGCCAGAACACGGUGACGCGAGAAUUACCUCAGGAAAUUAGCUUGUGAGUGUCAAGAUGGUCUGAUGGACCGGUGCUUCUUCCUGACUUUUCUCAUCUGCUCCGCGUCGUGGAUCUUUUUCUGGGAAGUGAACUGGAAGAAAGGCAAAGAAGGCCAAAUUGAGGAAUGGCUACAAGGACAUCGUCUCUCUCAUUACAGGCAUUUGUUUGAAGAUGUACAGACGUUGGAGGAGCUGAGUUUGAAUGUACUGAGUCGCCUAGAAGAGGUGGUGAAGGAACCGCAUAGCUGGAGGGAGAUUGCCGAGGCUCAUAUCCGGCUUCUCCGAGACUUUGCCUUCCAGGAGUGGCUCUGUUCCCAGAACCUGGAACACUUUUACCAUACGCUGAAGACUUUGGGUUACAUGAAUCUGGAUGAUCUGUCACAGUUCGACAGCCAGCUGCAUCUCACCUUAGCCGCUUGGGGAUACUACUACGAAGAUUACAUCAAGCUGUCUACUGGCAUCAAGAUCCUCCAGACCUCCAGAAGGAGUCGUGACCAGGAUUACGAGAUCCAGCUUGUGCAUAGUCUUGCUGAGAGGCGUCUGAAUGAGAAGUGGUCUAUCGCGGGAGCGCUCCUAUUUGGCUGUACUGUGGCGCUGUGCUUCUUGAUAAGGGACCUCAUGUUUUAUGUGAUCGGUGGAAUUACUGUUUCCAUCAUUGCAUUUGUCUUCACCAUCAAGUUCCUGUGUGAGCUUGCAGCCAGAGUCGUUAGCUUCCUGCAAAACGAGGACCCGGGUCGACGCGGAGACCGCAGCAUCUAUGACUAUGUGCGGGGCAACUACCUGGAUCCACGCUCCUGCAAGGUGUCCUGGGAUUGGAAGGAGCCACAAGAAGUGGGGCAGACGAUGAGCUUCAGAGUCCAAGUAAAGAGCAAACUGUACUACAAGAACGGCCAGCCUUUCCCGGCCCAUCGGCCAGUGGGGUUGAGGGUUAACAUCACGCACAUUGAACUGGCUCUGGACAUACCUAUUACACAGGAGGUCUUACAAGAAGCAGAUUCCAACGUGGUAAAAGUAGCUUUCACUGUGCGCAAGGCCGGCCGCUAUGAGGUGGCUGUCAAACUUGGUGGCCUCAAUGUUGCCUACAGCCCGUACUAUAAAAUCUUCCAGCCAGGCACGGUUGUCCCAUCUAAGACCAAGAUAGCCUACCAUUUCUCUACGCUGGUGCUAACACAUAGCCAGCAGCACACUCUGCAAAUUGAGCCCAGGGAUGAAUAUGGAAACCCUACAAGUAACUCUAUAUCGUUGACAGAUGAGGCCAACUACAGCGUCCAUUUGCAGUCUCUGGGCACAGUGGAUGAUGACAGUAUGGAGGGCCAUUAUAGUAAGACGGUGACCCUAAACAAGCAGCAAUGUCAGGUUCUGAUGAAACUGACCUUGUGGAAGACUGGCUGUUUCAGAGCCCGCAUCUCCUACCAGGAUCAGCCACUCAGCAAUGGAGAGUUUGACAUUAUUGUUCUCAACGAGAAUGAGAAGGCCUACGUGGAGAAGAAUGUGUCCACGCCAGGCAUCAGCAUCUAUUUCGAGGCAUACCUCUACAGCAGCGGCAACUAUAGCAGCUGCUUGUCACAACCACCAGCCUCCUCUCUGCUGGCUCCCCAUAGGAGGCCGUCCAUGGCAGACGAGGAGGACGAGCAUGACUCUCCUGUGGAGGGGCAAUCUGAAAAGGUCAAGAAACCAAAAAAGGUCUAUUGUUACAUAUCACCAAAGCAAUUAUCUGUGAAGGAGUUCUACCUGAAAAUUAUUCCGUGGCGCCUUUUCACCUUUCGAGUAUGUCCUGGAACAAAGUUUAGCUAUCAUGGUCCAGACCCUCUUCACAAGUACCUGACCCUAAUGGUGGAUGAUGGGAUCCAGCCCCCAGUGGAGCUUGUCUGCAAAGACAGAAACAUCAUGGCCGCCACCUUCAUACGCUUUCUACACAAAAACAUAGGCGGCUCUGAGACGUUCCAGGACAAGGUAAACUUCUUUCAACGUGAGCUCAGGCACAUCCACUCCAAGAGACCUCGCACCAAGACCUGCCUAAAAAUCACCCGACACUCAAUUCUUGAUUCAUCCCUCAAGGCAACACGGAACUUCUCUGUGUCAGAUUGGAGUAAGAACUUUGAGGUGGUCUUUCAGGAUGAGGAAGCUCUUGACUGGGGAGGUCCUCGCAGAGAAUGGUUUGAGCUGAUAUGCAAGACACUCUUUGACACCUGCAGCCACUUAUUCACUCGCUUCAGCGACAACAACCAGGGCCUGGUGCACCCAAAUGCUGAGCGACCGCAACACCUGCGAUUGAAGGUGUACGAGUUUGCGGGGCGCGUUGUGGGGAAGUGCCUCUACGAGUCUGCGUUGGGCGGGGCCUACAAGCAGCUAGUCCGAGCUCGUUUCACACGCUCUUUCUUGGCCCAAAUCAUUGGCUUAAGGAUGAAUUACAAGUACUUUGAGACGGAUGACCAGGAGUUUUACAAGACCAAAGUGUGCUUCAUCCUGAACAAUGAUGUGAGCGAAAUGGACCUUGUGUUUGCUGAGGAGAAGUACAGCAAGUCAGGACAGCUGGAAAAGGUGGUGGAGUUGAUCUCAGGGGGAGCCCACAUUGCUGUUACCAAUGAAAACAAAAUGCAUUACCUCAACCUGCUGGCCCAGUACAGGCUGGCCAGUCAGGUGAGAGAUGAGGUGGAACACUUCCUGAAAGGUUUGAACGAACUGGUUCCAGAAAAUCUUCUAGCCAUAUUUGAUGAAAACGAGUUGGAGCUGCUGAUGUGUGGCACAGGCGAUAUAAAUGUCCAGGACUUCAGGACCCAUGCUGUGAUAGUCGGAGGAUCGUGGCAUUUUAGAGAGAAGGUGAUGAAGUGGUUUUGGGCGGUGGUGUCCAGCUUCACCCAAGAGGAGUUGGCUCGCCUCCUGCAGUUUACCACCGGCUCUUCCCAGCUGCCUCCUGGAGGAUUUAACACCCUUUGCCCCUCUUUUCAGAUAAUUGCAGCCCCCACACACAGCACCUUACCCACUGCACAUACCUGUUUCAACCAGUUGUGCCUCCCCACGUACGACUCCUAUGAAGAGCUGCACAAGAUGCUGAAAUUGGCCAUCAGCGAGGGAAGCGAAGGCUUCGGCAUGCUCUGACGGCUGCUGCCGUACACCACCAUUAGGAGAAGCCAGCCACACUCAAACCAGUGACCUUCCUCAAUGCUUCUAACAACCCUGGUGGCGUAUCUCCCACACUCCUGCUAAACUCUUGUUAGGAUGCAAAGGUGUCACAUGAGCCCCGGAUGACUGCGCUGGAGUCACACAAACUCAUGUAUGUAUAUAAGGCCUGCCCUUUUAAAAAAGAAAGAACCCACAAACUGCAGAAAAAGGUGCGAUUUGGUUCUCUUUUGUUUUUGCUGCAACAUUAGCUGACUUUUAUACUUUUUUUUUAUAUAUACUUUUUACCGCAGUAAGUGGACGUUUAUGAUGAUAAAGCAAGGGCCUUCAGUAUUCUUGUACAAACUGAGGAACAUUCAAGUGCAGCGGCAGCUUCAUGUGCUGCUGCUGCAUCUCCUGCACUUUGGCCUUAAACCAUCAGGGACUGUUGGUGUUUGUAAAUAUACUUUUUAUUACUUGUACAUACUAACGUACACCAAGGAGCAUUAGUGCAAAAAUGCAAAAUAUAUUACGAGAAUGAAGUGAGGUUUUUCCUCCCGUAACAUUCUGAUUAUACUCUCGUGAUCCAUCCAUUUUCUUCCGCUUGUCCCUUACGGGUUCGCGGGGGUGCUGGAGCCUAUCUCAGUUGCAUUCGGGUGGUAGGUGGGGUACACCCUGGACAAGUCGCCACCUCAUGUGAUAUUUGAAGAAAAAAAUAUUAUGAUUCAGAUAAGAAUAAAGUCUAAUGUCUUGAGAAUAAUAUCCAAAUAUUGACAGAUUAAAGUAAGAAUUUUUACCCGAGGUCGAUGUCUAUCGAGUACUAUAAUAAACCUGAAAUCAGUAAUGUGUUAAUUUGACAAAAAAAUGUAAUGAAAAUAAUAUUCAAAUGUCAAAAUAUUGCAAAAAUGAAGCGUUUAAAAAAUUUUUUCCGAAAACAGCAGCUUUUUUAAAUUUUAAAUAUCUGAAAAAUAGAGCAGAUAUAUAAUAUAGUAAUGAUAUUGAAAUAGAAAAUAUAAUAAAAUAGUCAAAUUAAAUUUUAGUUAGUUGUACUUAAAGUUGUUAGAAGCAAAUUUAAUAGUUUAUUAUGCUCAACAUUAUUCUUGGAAUAUUUAGAGGGGAAAAAGCAUUCAACAAUAAUGUUAACUAUUACAACAAGUCAAACUUAUGACAAAAAGAGAAAAAAAACACCUAAAAUGUUGUCUUAAAAUUGCUUUUUUUAUCUCCCUCAUAUACUGUAAUACAGCAUUUAAUUCUCUCAAAGGCCUACUGAAAUGAAAUUGUUUUAUUUAAACUGGGAUAGCAGAUCCAUUCUAUGUGUCAUACUUGAUCAUUUCGCGAUAUUGCCAUAUUUUUGCUGAAAGGAUUUAGUAGAGAACAUCGACAAUAAAGUUGCAACUUUUGGUCGCUGAUAAAAAAAGCCUUGCCUGUACCGGAAGUAGCGUGACGUCAACAGUUGAAAGGCUCCUCACAUUUCCCCAUUGUUUUCAAUGCAGCUAGAGCGAUUCGGACCGAGAAAGCGACGAUUACCCCAUUCAUUUGAGCGAGGGUGAAAGAUUCGUGGAUGAGGAACGUUAGAGUGAAGGACUAGAAUGCAGUGCAAGACAUAUCUUUUUUCGGUCUGACCGUAACUUAGGUACAAGCUGGCUCAUUGGAUUCCACACUCUCUCCUUUUUCUAUUGUGGAUCACGGAUUUGUAUUUUAAACCACCUCGGAUACUAUAUCCUCUUGAAAAUGAGAGUCGAAAACGCGAAAUGGACAUUCACAGUGACUUUUAUCUCCACGACAAUACAUCGGCGAAACACUUUAGCUACGGAGCUAACGUGAUAGCAUCAUGCUUAACUGCAUAUAGAAACAAAAUAAAUAAACCCCUGACUGAAAGGAUAGAUAGAAAAUCAACAAUACUAUUAAACGAUGGACCUGUAACUACACGUUUAAUGCUUUCAAGGCUGGCGAAGGUUAACAAUGCUGUUGCUAACGACGCCAUUGAAGCUAACUUAGCAACCGGACCUCACAGAGCUAUGCUAAAAACAUUAGCUAUCCACCUACGCCAGCCAGCCCUCAUCUGCUCAUCAACACCCUUGCUCACCUGCGUUCCAGCGAUCGACGGUGCGACGAAGGACUUCACCCGAUCACAGAUGCGUUCGGCGGCCCGGAGACGGAGGAAGUUAAGGUGAGUUCGGCGGCUAGCGCGUCUGCUAUCCACCUCUCAGUCCUCCUGUUUGUGUUGCUGUAGUCCGCCGCUAAUACACCGAUCCCACCUACAACUUUCUUCUUUGCAGUCUUUAUUGUUCAUUAAACAAAUUGCAAAAGAUUCACCAACACAGAUGUCCAGAAUACUGUGGAAUUUUGAGAUGAAAACAGAGUUUUUUGUAUAGGAUUCAAUGUGUCCGCAUACUUCCCGUUUCAACGAUUGACAUUACGCGCAUACGUCAUCAUACAUUUCAACCGGAAGUUUAGCGGGAAAUUUAAAAUUGCACUUUAUAAGUUAACCCGGCCGUAUUGGCAUGUGUUGCAAUGUUAAGAUUUCAUCAUUGAUAUAUAAACUAUCAGACUGCGUGGUCGGUAGUAGUGGGUUUCAGUAGGCCUUUAAAACCUAAUUAUACUUAAUAAAUAAUUUUGAUUGGUCACUCCAGUUACACUUUAGGAUCCGUUUUUUGUAACAUUACGUCUUAUUUGUAAAAGUUAUUUUUUGCCCUAGCAUAUAUAUAUAUAUAUAUAUAUAUAUAGAUAUAUAUAUA
This is a messenger RNA of Entelurus aequoreus (snake pipefish), 5988 nucleotides long. RefSeq names its product apoptosis resistant E3 ubiquitin protein ligase 1 (gene arel1). The record is from RefSeq and is a predicted model, not a curated record. The coding region runs from base 176 to 3250 and encodes 1024 amino acids. Gene Ontology annotation, molecular function: ubiquitin-protein transferase activity. The transcript is spliced from 22 exons. Gene Ontology annotation, biological process: protein polyubiquitination; proteasome-mediated ubiquitin-dependent protein catabolic process; negative regulation of apoptotic process. NCBI's taxonomy places the organism in Eukaryota, Metazoa, Chordata, Actinopteri, Syngnathiformes, Syngnathidae.